GAAUCAAGGUGGAAUGACUGUAUUCAAUGUACAUGUAUCAAAUGUUCAGACAUUGUAAAAACAUUGUAAAUAAAACAUAAAACAACAUUGUUGUGAGUAUAAAUACCUUAAUCGCAAAUAGACUUUAUUGUGAUUACUUUAUUCACUAUAAUUUUAAAAUUAUUGUACCAAGUGUGAAUUUAUUUUACAGUAAAAUUUUAACUAUAUUGAAAAUAUGGAUCAAAUCGCACCAGAAGUCUACGGGUCACUGAAUUACGCGCCCAAGAAGUUUGCCGCUCAGUCUCUAAUCAUACUCGGCAGUCAAAAUAGAUUAUUUGACACAAUUGUGGACAUCGGGUGCGGCGAUGGGGGCGUCACUAAAGAGUUGGCCCAAAAACUACGGCACAGACAGCUGGUGGCCGUAGACGUUGACCCAGCGAUGACGGCUUACGCGCAACAGACAAACCCCGAGGAGUCCAUCCAGUAUAAGACCCAAGACGUGUCGGCGGCCUGGGAUGAGCUGAGCGAAGACAUACGGGCACUGGAGGGUAAAGUUACCCUUAUUUUUUCCAACUUUGUCCUGCAUUACAUCCGAGACAAGAGCCGAUUAGUGGCCAAUUUUAGCCGAUUGUUAACGACUGCGGGGGCGGGCGGUUGUAUACACGCCAAUAUUUUUAUACCGGCCGAUUUGAACAGAAAACUCCCCGUUAGUGAGAGGGCCGGACACUGGACAGAGGCCACGGCCAACGAUCGGCAGAUCCAGGCCUGGCGUCAGGCGCUCAGCGAUAGCGGCCUGAGGGUCGACAAGUUUGAGAUUAUUGACGACGUCUGGCGUAUGAGCCGUAAGGAAAUGAUCGACUUUCUACCGGUGCUGAUACACGACUUCAGACCAUUCUUCGAGAGCGGCGACCGGUUUGAGGCAGAGGUUAAGGUUUUGGCGAACACUGUGUUUGAGGCCUACUGUAGUCCCCGCGACGAUGAGCCCAACCCUAACGCCUGGACUCAGUUCACGGCCGACGAGUCGCCCGCAGCCGAAGCGGGCAUUCAGUUAAAUAUCUUAAGACUCGUUGCCAUUAAGAAAAGUUAA
Molecule: messenger RNA, 1066 nt
Organism: Medioppia subpectinata
Lineage: Eukaryota; Metazoa; Arthropoda; Arachnida; Sarcoptiformes; Oppiidae
Source: the annotation of a GenBank genome assembly